This is a messenger RNA of Paramecium tetraurelia, 1086 nucleotides long. RefSeq lists its product as uncharacterized. The transcript has 3 exons. Lineage: Eukaryota; Ciliophora; Oligohymenophorea; Peniculida; Parameciidae. The record is from RefSeq and is a predicted model, not a curated record.
AUGAAACCAUCAGCUUAACCUCCUCGUUCAAAUUAAUAUAGGGCAAACUCUCGAGAAGGGAGACUCAAUUUUGCUCAACAAGCAGAAAUGAAUCUUCGCGGAGAUUUUAAACCUUAAGUACCUUAAGAGCCAUAAAGGCCCAUACAAAGAAGUAAUAGUUAUAGUCGCAACAACGCGUAACGUCCAGCUACUUAAGAGGAAAUAAGAUCAGCUUUAACUUUGUUAAAAGCAAAGCGAGAUAGAGAUAGAAAAUAUACUCAAAUUCCAUAAGAUGUGCCAGAUCGAGACGUUUACUAAGCACCCCCUUUGAUGAAAGCUUAAAGUUAUUAGCCUCAAACAAUAUCAUAUGAAGAUAUUGUAGCUAAGGAGGACAAGAAGCCUAUUGAGAUUAAUGAAUUUGAAGAUGAUGAUGAAGAGUUACUUGAGUGUCCUGAUGGUUGUGGAAGGAAGUUUAAAAGGUCUGCUUUGUAGAAGCAUAUUAAGAUUUGCAAGAAGGUAUUUCAAGAGAAGAGAAAAGCGUUCGAUACCAAAGAACAUCGAAUACUCAAUCCUGAUCAUGCUAAAUUAUUAUAGAAACAAGAGUAGGAAGAAAAGAUUUAGUAACUGCAACAAUAGAAAAAAAAAUAAACCUAAACUAAAAUGGAUGAUAGACCAAUAUAAGGUUAAAAAAAACCUAAAUGGAAAUUGCAAUCUGAACAAUUCAGAGCAGCAAUGAAAAUAAAUAAAGGAGUACCACUUACUCAAUAGGAAUAAGUUGCCAUCGAAGAAGUGGAUGACAGAGUAUAGUGUGAACAUUGUGGCAGAAAAUUUAAUGAGCAAACAGCCUUGAAACACAUUCCAUCAUGUAAGGAAAAGUCUAUGAUAAAUCAAAUGAAGAAGAAAUCUCAAUAGAUGUUACCACCCCAACAGAAUACUAUCAAGUCUCAGUUUAAUGCUACUAACAAUUUCCAGAAACAACAACAAUAACCUUAAUAACAAACCAACAAUAUCAGGAACAACGUCAACUUGAAUGGAACAAAUAAUACAUUCACAAGUACUUAAACUGCAUCAAGAAGGCCUCCUCCUUCUUCUUCAAAAAAGUAUUGA